AUGGUUUUGCUGGCUCUGGCCAUUGCUGUCCCGCUACUGCUGCUCCGCACCUCGGAAACCUCCGCUCAUUACUACGAGAUGAUGGGCACCUGUCGGAUGGUCUGCGACCCGUACAGCCCCAAACCGGCGGGGGCCACCGCCAUGGAGGUGAUCCAGAACGUGAACGGUGUCGCUCCGCUGCCGCCGAUGGCGCAAGGGAGUCGCGGGGAGCCGGGGCGACCGGGCAAACCGGGAUCCAGGGGCCCGCCGGGAGAACCGGGACCCCCGGGUCCGAGGGGGCCACCGGGAGAGCGCGGGGACAGUAAGCUCGCCUUCCCCGCGUUAGCCGGCGCCGUGGGGACUGAGAACGGAGAAACGGACGGUGUCAACUCCACGACGAACAGUUUCAGGAUCGCUUUUUACGUCGGUCUGAAGAAUCCACACGAGGGAUACGAGGUGUUAAAGUUCGACGACGUGAUUACAAACUUGGGAAACCACUACGAUCCGAGCACCGGGAAGUUCACGUGCCAUGUGUCCGGGAUCUAUUUCUUCACCUACCAUGUGCUGAUGCGGGGAGGAGACGGGACCAGCAUGUGGGCCGACCUGUGCAAAAACGGACAGGUUCGGGCCAGUGCCAUCGCUCAGGAUGCAGACCAGAACUACGACUAUGCCAGCAACAGUGCCGUGCUGCACUUGGACUCUGGAGAUGAGGUCUACGUCAAACUGGACGGCGGCAAAGCCCAUGGAGGCAACAACAACAAGUACAGCACCUUUUCUGGCUUUAUCUUAUACCCCGACUAAACACAUCACAACAGGUCCAUGGACAGUAAUCAUCACUGAAAAUUGUUUCCAGCAAAGUAUGUGGUCUAAUUUGUUUCUCUUCUGUUGAAGAUAGGUGCCAGAACAUGACUGUAUGGUCUGUUUAUUUAGUGAGACAUCUUUUCAUUUGUAUUUGAUUUAACUUAAGGUCAGCUGGAGGCUGCCGUCAUCAGACAAUAUGUAGUAUCAGCAAUAUGUUAUUUAAGUUUCUUUGAGUUAAGGUGAAGCCUUACUGGCUGCUCACAGGCAUAGCGGUUCGUAUAGUACAGUAUGUAAUAUUUUGACGCAAAUGCAUUGAAAUCAAGGAAAUGAAUUAACAUCAGAUUAGCAGUUUUGGGAGUAUGAAUUAGCCAGCAGUGUCAAGCCUUAAGGCCUGGUCAAACCAGCGUUGAAAACAGGGAACUUUUGCUGCAAAAAUCGGCAGAUUUCAGUGAAAUUGGCACAAUCAGUGGAUUUACACACAGGGACAAAGUUAAUCUGCACACACUUUAUACAUCAAGCUCAGUUUUGGUGAACUUCAACCCAAAAAUUUGCAGCCUUAACCAACUGCAAACCAUCUUGGAAGAGUCCAAAAUGGAGGAAGCUAACGUAGCUCAUUAGCUGUGAUGAAACAUCCAGUUUUAUUCAACCUCUUAUGUUGGGAGUAUAAACUGUUCUUCAUAGUAACCACACACGAGUCAGUGGUACAGAUAUUCUUUUGGAGAAAUUGAAUUUCCCAUUAGCGACUAAGCUAACAAGCUUAUAACUAAGAGUUAGCAAGCUAGCUAGCUUGGAGAGCUAUUUUCCCGCCUUUAGUAAAUGAAAUGAUGUACAAACUUGAGAACUAAAUGCCAAGGAGGCGUAGACAUCCCAGUAUAGAGACAACAGAAAGAAGCUACUUUGACUGACUAGAGCUAG
This is a messenger RNA of Xiphias gladius (swordfish), 1695 nucleotides long. Its product is annotated as complement C1q-like protein 2. The coding region runs from base 1 to 780 and encodes 259 amino acids. The record is from RefSeq and is a predicted model, not a curated record. Lineage: Eukaryota; Metazoa; Chordata; Actinopteri; Istiophoriformes; Xiphiidae. Gene Ontology annotation, molecular function: protein binding. The transcript is spliced from 2 exons.